CCGCCCCCGGGGCCGGGGGAGGGACCGGAGCGGGGCUGCCCGGCGCUGCAGCGGGCGGAGCCGGGGCUCGGCGGGGCCGCCUCCCGGUCGAACCCAGCCGUACCGUACCGUACCGAACCGAGCCGAGGCGAGCCGUGCGCUGCCGGGCGGAGCGGAGCCCCGCCGAGCCCCGCACCGGGCGGCACCGGCGGUACCGGCGGCACCGGCCCCGGCGCUCUCCGCGGUGCUGAACGGCUCCGCCGCGCCCGCAGGACGCGCCGCCGGCGGGGCCCGGCCCGGCCCGGCCCGGAGCGGCUCGGCCCGGCCCCGAGCGGCCGCGGGGGAUGGAGCCCUUCCUCGGCUGCACCGGCGCCGCGCUCCUGCUCUGCUUCAGCUACGCCGGACUGCGCCCGGUGGAGGCAGCCCGUCGGCUCCAGUAAAUGUCACAGUCAAACACCUGAAAGCCAACUCAGCUGUGGUCACUUGGGAUGUGCUGGAAGACGAAGUUGUCAUUGGAUUUGCAAUUUCCCAACAGAAGAAGGACGUGCGGAUGCUGCGCUUCAUCCAGGAGGUGAACACCACCACCCGCUCCUGUGCCCUCUGGGACCUAGAGGAGGACACUGAGUACAUUGUGCAUGUCCAGGCCAUCAGCAUCCAAGGCCAGAGCCCUGCCAGUGAGCCAGUUCUCUUCAAGACCCCCAGGGAAGCUGAGAAAUUAGCCUCUAAAAAUAAAGAUGAGGUGACCAUGAAGGAGAUGGCCAAGAAGAACCAGCAGCUGCGAGCGGGGGAAAUCCUCAUCAUUGUCGUGGUGUUGUUCAUGUGGGCAGGGGUGAUCGCCCUGUUCUGCAGGCAGUACGAUAUCAUCAAAGAUAACGAGCCCAACAACAGCAAGGAGAAAGCCAAGAGCGCCUCGGAGAACAGCACACCCGAGCACCAGGGCGGGGGCCUCCUGCGCAGCAAAUUUCCAAAAAACAAGCCCUCAGUGAACAUCAUUGAAGCAUGACAGGCUGACACCUGAGAGAUGGACUCCAUCCCUCGCUCUCACCCUGCCUCUGAGCCGUGAUGACUGGGGAGGUGAAACAUUGUCGGAGCGAUUUGCAAA
Prinia subflava (tawny-flanked prinia) is the source of this 1081-nucleotide messenger RNA. RefSeq names its product fibronectin type III domain containing 5 (gene FNDC5). Gene Ontology annotation, biological process: positive regulation of brown fat cell differentiation. The record is from RefSeq and is a predicted model, not a curated record. The transcript has 6 exons. The coding region runs from base 530 to 982 and encodes 150 amino acids. NCBI's taxonomy places the organism in Eukaryota, Metazoa, Chordata, Aves, Passeriformes, Cisticolidae. Gene Ontology annotation, cellular component: extracellular region; plasma membrane. Gene Ontology annotation, molecular function: protein binding.